UUGCCUUGGUAACGUUUGACGUCAGUCGCCCCUUCUCCGGCUGCGCUUUGGGCUGGUUUGAUUGGAAGGAAACCCCGUGGACUACUUUCAGACUGACUGGCCGAGAGUAUCAGCUGUAGCUUGGUACACCGACAUCUCUGCUAUCUGGUAGUGCUCAGUGAGCAGUCAUGACCGAGGGAAACCAGAAAGAACUGGUGCAAAAGGCCAAGCUGGCCGAGCAGGCUGAGCGCUAUGAUGACAUGGCUGAUGCAAUGAAGGCUGUGACGAAGGAAAAGAAAGUGCUGUCGAACGAGGAGCGUAACCUGCUGUCAGUGGCCUACAAGAAUGUGGUGGGUGCCCGCCGCUCCUCAUGGCGUGUGGUGUCCAGCAUUGAGCAGAAGGCUGAUGCUGGCGGCAAGAAGCAGGAGUUGGUCAAAGAUUACCGGCUGAAGAUUGAGGGAGAGCUGGAAAAAAUCUGUGGGGAAGUGCUGAAUCUCUUGGAUGAGUUUCUCAUUCCCGAAACCCAAGAACCAGAGAGCAAAGUGUUCUAUUUGAAAAUGAAAGGAGAUUACUACCGCUACUUGGCUGAGGUGUCUUCAGGAGAGAAGAAGAAAUCCAUCACUGACGACUCAAAGGAAGCUUACCAUAAUGCCUUUGAUAUCAGCAAAAGCACGAUGCAGCCCACACACCCAAUCCGCCUUGGUCUUGCCCUGAAUUUCUCUGUUUUCUUCUAUGAGAUCCUCAACGAGCCUGACCAAGCCUGCCGGCUGGCCAAAUCCGCUUUUGAUGAUGCCAUUGCAGAGCUCGACACACUGAGUGAAGAGUCGUACAAAGACAGUACACUAAUCAUGCAGCUACUGAGAGACAACUUGACACUGUGGACCUCUGAUAACCAGGCUGAGGGAGAGGAUACAGAGGAGCCUAAAGAUUGAGCCAGACCCCCAUAGCCAUCCUUGUCUAUCUGCCAUUGUCCCGGCUCAUCUUCAUCAUGAUUAUCUACAAUGACACCACCUCAUUAUCAUCAUUCUCGUCCAUCUCUCUCCAUCGUUUUUCUAAGUUCUCUCAACACUCAUCUCACUCCUAUCGGUUUACUAUUUUUUUUCUUUUGUAGUAACUGGGGGGAAAGGGAUGGGGAGGGUAAGUUUUAAAUUGUGUGGUGGGGAGGGGGGGUCCACAUGGAAGCGUAAAGUUUGUGUGGGGUGGUUGUUUGUCUGUUGACUUUUUUUUUGUGUGGGAACAGCAGGGGUGUUGUAUUAUGGUGGUGGGUAAAAGGACCAGUUUUCAACUCAUGAAACAUGCAGCAGAUUGAAUUAUUAAGAGUCAGAAAACUGUUAUACUUUAUGUGUAUCAUUUUCAUAUUUAAGGUCCUGUUCUUGAUUAACAGCAUGUUUCGAUGAUGCGUCUGUGGGUUCACAAAAUCAGGAGUUGGCUCCUCACACCUUGGGAGAGUCUGCAUUUGGCAAGAUGAAUGAUAGCAGAGGUAAAGACAGUGAAGGUGUAAUGGAGACAGAAAGCAAGAUUUUGUUGGAACACAUUGGUUACAUUCCAUUGACUGUCAGUUGCUAAAUUUUCUAUUAUUUAGUUUUGUUUUCUUUUUUUGGGUGAUCUGCUUUUGUAUUUCUAUGUAUCAAUUACGAGGUAUAGAAAAUUUUGAAGAACAAAAGAGCACGCAAGCUUGUUAUUGUUGAUGUUUUUAUGAACUCAGCAGUAAAAAACAAUCCCUUGUGCUUAUCUAGUUACUGCUUUUUCAACAUUUUUAUUUGUUUUGUCUUCUCCUUUAUUCUUUCAAUCCUUGCCUGAACUGCAUGUUGGUAAGAAGUAGUUUGUGGAGGUGUAAGGAAGAUUGUUGUCGGGCGGGCUAGCUUUGUUCAUGUCUUUUGAAUUUUCAUACAGAACAUGUAAGCAUAACUGUUGUUUGGGGGGAAAUGAGUAAUUUCAUCUAAGUGGAAUAAAAAAAGCAGCAUGUCUUGCUGUAUUUGGAUGUUAAAUCCAGCAACCA
This is a messenger RNA of Scatophagus argus, 1978 nucleotides long. Its product is annotated as 14-3-3 protein zeta-like. The record is from RefSeq and is a predicted model, not a curated record. The transcript is spliced from 6 exons. Gene Ontology annotation, cellular component: cytoplasm. Gene Ontology annotation, biological process: signal transduction. NCBI's taxonomy places the organism in Eukaryota, Metazoa, Chordata, Actinopteri, Scatophagidae. The coding region runs from base 168 to 911 and encodes 247 amino acids.